AUGGCGGACGUAGGAGUAGUGGGCCAGCACAAGCGACGGCAUUCGAAAUCGGCGCACCGAGUGAAAUUCAAUUUGAUCACGCAAUCGAAGCUCGCUGGCCCGUUCACCGACCAUUUCCCUCACUACGCAGGAGGCGUUGCCCGCAGCGAGCCGGGAGGAUUCGUCAUUUCUCAAGAGUUUGGCCAUCACGCUCACGAAUUCUUCUACUUCCAACCGCGCAAAGAUGACGUCUGGAUGCUGACAUUUCCCAAAUGUGGGACGACAUGGACUCAAGAACUAGUUUGGAUGGUGGCCAACAAUUGCAACGUAGAAGUCGCCCGGAGAAAUCCAUUGUUUAUCCGUUCUCCAUACCUCGAGGCGUCUCGCAUAGCCUCAUUGCAGAGUGCUCCGCCGGAAGUGCAUGUGAUGGUGCCCAAAGUGAACGUCAUCGAGAGGAUUCCGUCGCCUCGGGUCAUCAAGAGCCACUUGCCAUUUAGCCUUCUACAUCCUCAACUUCUUGACAUCUCAAAAGUCAUUUACGUCGUGCGGCACCCUAAGGACGUGAUUGUUUCCUACUUUCAUCACCACAAACUGUUCAAUAGGCAUGGCUUCCUCGGAGAUGUGGAACUUUUCGCCCAGUAUUUCAUGAACGAUGAAGGUACUAAAACUAAACUUAUAACUAAAACUCAGCUAUUAUUUUAUUUACACCUGACAGUUUAUUACUCGCCGUACUUCCCUCACGUUCUGGACGCUUGGUCUAAACGCAAUCAUCCCAAUAUGCUUUUCCUGCUCUACGAAGAUCUAAGAAAGGAUUUACGCGAGGGAGUGAUACAAAUAGCCAAAUUUCUCAAGAAACAACUGACGGAGAAACAGCUGGCGGAUGUAUGUCAACAUCUGGACCUGGAAACUUUCGCCAACAACGAAUGUAUCAACUACGAAAAAAUGGCUAAAAGUAUCGGCCUAUUGGAGAAACCUGACCAACGUUCUCUGCAUUGUAACAAACCGGAACAUUUGGAAAACGUCUUUAGUCCGGAAAUGAAUCGUCGCAUUGAAGAAUGGAUUGACAAAAACCUGGAAGGGACCGAUUUCCACUUUGCAUAAUCAGUGAAUAACUGGAGUCACCCAUUCCAAGUAACAGAUUUAUCACGUCCAAACUGUACGUCUGUAAAAAUAUAAGUCUUUACUCAAAAUGUAUAAAAUACAAACGACUGUUAUUUAA
This is a messenger RNA of Daphnia pulex (common water flea), 1198 nucleotides long. RefSeq names its product luciferin sulfotransferase-like. The transcript is spliced from 6 exons. Gene Ontology annotation, biological process: sulfation. The record is from RefSeq and is a predicted model, not a curated record. NCBI's taxonomy places the organism in Eukaryota, Metazoa, Arthropoda, Branchiopoda, Diplostraca, Daphniidae. The coding region runs from base 1 to 1080 and encodes 359 amino acids. Gene Ontology annotation, cellular component: cytoplasm. Gene Ontology annotation, molecular function: sulfotransferase activity.